AUGAAUUGGAAUCCAUUGUUAUUGCAAUCAUUAUAUGCCUCUAUCGAAGCAGGCGAUAUAGACUAUGAACUAUUUAAACAAUGUUUACCUGAUCUAGCUAAUUUGAAUCUUAAAGAUAGUUUCCCAAAAAAUCACCAAAGCAGAACUUCAUUAGAAAAAGGAACGUUAGAAAUCAAUGGUACCACUUACAAGUUAAAUAAAGAAUUCAUUUUUGCUGCGAUUAAAAUAUCUGAUGAUUUAAAUCUAGAUGAAUUGGCUAUUACCAAACUUCUAAUUAAUUCGCAAAAUGAUCCACAGAAAUCAAACAAUACGAAUGAUAGCAUUUCAUUAAUAAAUUUGGGAAAAGUACAAUAUUAUUUGUCAAGACAAUACAUCCUGCAGAUCGUAAACUAUAUUGUUAAUUGCUCUACUCCUGGUGAUAAACUAUGGGAUGGAUUACUUUCCACGAAAUCUAACAACCAAAAUUCCAUUGCUACAAAUAUUUUGCUAGCUUUUGAUAAUAUCCACAAGGAAUUAAGAGAAAUUAAAGAAUCUAUCGAUAAAGCAAUGCUUUUAGAUAUUACAAAUACAAUUGUGUUCAAGAAAGAUAUUAAGUUCAGACGUGAUUUCUUAUUGAAAGAAUAUGAUAUUUUGAGUACUACAAUGUUUGGUUUAGUUAACCAUGGAACAUUAUUAAACAAGCAAUUUGUAAUAGAUAUUAUUAAUAACGUUUCAAAACUAGAUGCAAAUGAUUAUUUUAUAGUUUAUCAUAUUCCAUCUAUUAUUCAAGCAUUUGUUAUAUUAGAUGAGAUGAACGAUCAAGACGUGUUAGCAUUGCAUUCAAAAUUCAUACAAGAUUUAACUUCUGAUGGAGAAAUUUAUACAAAGCCGAUUAAAGUAACUAUUAUUUUCCUAUUUUUAUGUUACUUUAUCGGAUGGUGCAAAAAGAAACCGGACAGUAGAGCUGUGAAUAUCGAUUUUAAGACACAAAUUGACGAGCCUAUGAUGAAAGCUGUCUCAUUAGGUGCUCUAGAACAAUUGUUAAUAUUGACAGCUGACACUUCAGAAACUUUAAAAACAGGAUUGUCAAAUAUUUAUUAUGAUAUGAGGGCUUUACUAGAAAGACAUAUACCGAGAUUAGUCCCAGUUCAAUUAUACGAGACGAGCAAUGGUUUACAACAAAAGCAUAUGCUCAAUGCAUUGUCCUCAACAGGUUCAUCAUUGGAUAUAACUUCCACGGGAAGUCCUGUAAUCUCGCUCUCAGAGCAAUCGGAAAGUAUUUUCUUAACGACUUUAAAUAAUGCUAUUCAAACUAUUAUAAGUAAUGGUGCAUUUUUACUGACAAAGAUUAAAGAUGAAGAAGAAGAUUCUCUUUUAUCUGGAGAGGAUUUAAAUUUGGACGAUAUAUCUGUUAAAGCAGAUCUUGAGCGCUUCUUCUUAGCAACCUAUUAUUUCUUUUUUAAUCGUCCGUCCCUAUCAAAGGAAUUUUGGUCAGAUAAUGAAUCUGAUGCAUAUGGAUUCAUUGAGUGGGCAUCAAAAUGUACUGAUAGUUUAAUGAGAUCAUGUUUUUACAUAAUGAUUUCUGGUUUAUCACAUAAUGAAGAGAAUUCUUUAAACAUUUAUCAUUUCUUUAAUAAUGGUAAUACAGUUUCAUGGGCAAUUAUUUCUCAAUGUAUUAGUGAUUACAUAAUUAAGAUCAAUAACCUAACACAAGUUAUAUCACUGAGACAGCAACAAAAUGAAACAGAGGAUGUCGAUCAAACGACUAUAGCCUUAGAGGAGGGUCUUAAUGAAGAAACCAUCAUAUUUUUGUCAUCUUUGUUAUCUUUAAUAGGCUCUGUGGCUAAAGAUAUUAAUUAUGAAUUCAAAGAGAAAAUUUCAGAAAUAUUCAUUGAUAUUUUAUUUGAAUUUGUUAAAGUUGAAACACCCUUAGUGGGUGCUAUCUUUAAGACAAUCAGUCAUCUUGUCCACAGAGAUGAGACCAAAAGAAUCAAAAUUUGGAGAUCAUUAGACACUCUAAUUUUCAGUAACACAUUUACUCUACCAAGUAGCGACUCUUACAAAACGUCAUUUAGUUCAUUAUUGGGUAGCUAUUCGGAGAUAAUGGGAUUUUUAAAUCUGUUCCACAGCUUAACAGAAAAUGAAUCUCUUGCUUCGGAUAACAACUUCUUGACUUUUGGAAAACUUACAUUUCCUGAAAGAUUAGGGCAAGGUUAUAGAAAAGUUGGUGUAUGGCCAUAUUAUGAAUAUAUUUUAAAUGAACUAUUUGUGAACUCAUUCAAAAUGCGAGAUUAUCAAAAAAAAGAACAACUUCAAUUGACCAUACUUAACAUAAUAACUAACGGUUUAAGUUCGUUCGAUUAUUCUGUUAUACUAAAUUCCAAUAUUGCAAAUGUAGAUCUUAACAAACUAGUAAGCACGACUAACUUUUUUAGUUACGUUCAUGAAUCUGCUGCAGUUGUGCUUUUUAAUUACAUUUUUACUGAAAAGAUAUUUACAGGAAUCUAUAAACUGAUGUCAAUAGGUGUUGACAAUUUAAGAAUUGAUAUCGAUGGUGGACAUGAACAAAAAAUGUUGAUCCAAAGUUCUCUACAGAUUGUGAAGAUGAUAUUUAAAUAUCAAGAUACCUAUUUAGAAGAACUCUGUCCAAUCAUUGUUAAGCAACGUAUUGAUAAUUACUUCGUUCCGCGAAGAUUUGGCUCUCAUGGAUUGAAGUCAUUUUUUGAUACAGUGGUUUUUAACUUGUCUGCGAUAGCACACUUAGGUUUAUACAUCGGAUCUGAUGACAAUAAGUUAGCAUCUGAGUCUCUUCAGAUUUUACAGAUAAUAUCCCUCAGAUAUAACAACGAUAACUUUGGCAGUAACAUAAUCCUAACAACUUUUGAUUCUGUCGAUGAAUCUGCUAGAAUUAAAGAAUCGUUUAUUUUUAGAAUAGAUCGACCAAUUGAAACGCUUUCUGAUUUAUCAGUAAAGCUGGGAAUAUUAGAUUACAUUGCUGAUAAUUUAACUUUCAAUGAUCUCCAACCUACAGUAUCUCAUUUAUUGCUUGGAUUUCAAGUCACAAAUAUUAUAUCUAUGGGGCCUGAUCUGAAUACAUUUAUUAGCUCAGGAACAUCUUUACUACAGUCACUGAUAAACUUGCUGAUUUCUGCCCUCAAUGCCUUAUCACCUAAUAACGUAAAUUAUGCUCCUAUGAGACUUGCUUCUCAAAGCAUUGGAAUACUGAUGAAAUUAUGUCGUAACCCACUAACUGCUAAUUUAACAUUAGAUUAUUUAGCUGAGCAGGAAUUAUUUUCCACAUUAUUAUCAAUUGGUCCACAAGUUAGUAAAUAUACACAGUGGAAUGGCAGAAUGUAUGAUAAUAACUCUGCUGAAGAUUGUAAAAUUUUUAUUGAGACCGAGUCAAUAGGUGCCUUACUCUCAUUUUUAUCAUUCAGAGGUUGCUUACUCCAAUAUUUAAGUUUAUCCAUCCAUAGACUUUCCUUUCAUGGAACUCCAUCUCAAACGAAAUUAUUAAUUGAGGAAUUAACUUCGAAUGCUAUGUACUCUGCUGGAAUAUUUUCUUUUCUGGAUUCUAGUAAUUUAGGUAAUUUUCACAAGGAACACGAUCUGAGGCAGAACUUAAAUCAUUUUAAAUUUUUACCUAUUUCAUUGGAGAAUAUUCAGCUGACAAAUUAUCUCGAAGGUAACAUUUAUGAUUUUACAAAUUUAAAUUCCUUAUUGAAUUUAUACACUAGGUCAAAACUUUCAACAAGCCUAAAUUCCACUAACCCAGAACUUGAAAAAGAAAUCAAGAGUGAGUAUUCUAGAGUCAAGCAGUUUGCAACAAAUAAUAUCAGCCACAGCCGUGUGUUAGAGUUAUUAUUAUUGAACGUGCAUACAUGGGUUCAGCUAGUUCAAAUAGUCGUAACCGAUGGAGGUAUGGAAACCUUAACUCGAUCAAACUUCAUUUUACAAGUUUUCAGUACUGUUGUACCAAAAAUCAAUGAUUAUGUCGAAUAUGAUAUAGCUUUUUCGGAAGAACUGGUAUCAUUGUGUGUAUUCUUAUUUGAUAUAUACCACAAGGAUUGCCAGGGUAUUGGCGCCCAAAAUAAAUUUGAUGUCCGCUUAUAUGAAUUAUUUAAGGCUUGUAUUCAUGGUAUCAAUUCUUCGGUGACAUCUCCAUCGUUGAGAUCAGAUUUUUAUGUGUUAGCAAACAAUUACUUAACUGAUAUUUUAAAAGAUGAAUAUAUGGUUAAAAACAUACUACAUGAUCUUCAGAUGAAUAGUAGCAGAUUAAUAGAUAUUAUAUGCAGCGAUGCAGUAUCAGGAGAGGGAACAAACCGUAUAACUAGUAUUUUAUUGCUAGACUCGUUAUUUCAACUCGGAACCCACAAUAAAGAUAAUUUUAUUUUAGAAUCACUUGCAUCAGGUACUCAUCUUCUUCUAUUAAUACUUUCCAUUAAAAAUAUUGAUUCACAUUUCAAAAUAUCGCUUGAUAAUGUAACUCUUUCUUCAUUUUUAUAUGAAUUAACUGUGCUGAAGACUACUGUAAAUAUGCUCACUCGUAUAGCUCAGUACAAAGGAGGUGCUCAAUUAUUGAUUCGCAACAAACUUUUUUCCUCAAUUGAAGAGUGCGAUUACCUAAGUCUAGAUCCUGAUGUAGGCUUGAAUUUGCUUCUUGAAAAUAUUAAUGGCAACAAAAUUAAUACACUAAGUUUUAACGUUACCAGGGAGAAUAUGCUACAAGCUCACGAGGAUCCAAAUAAUAUUUCAUUGCUUGAACUAUAUAUUCCUAUUUUCCAAUUAUUAUCUGCUGUUGUUAUCGUCAUGGGUAGUUCAAAUAAGUCAACUUUACAAAGCGUUAGAGGUUUAUUAAAUAAACACAACAAAUUGUGUUCAAGUAUUUUGAAAAAAAGUACUUUAAUCCAUUCUAGUGUGGAUAAGGACGAUCAAAAUCCAAGUAAAGAGAAUCUAAAAAUUUUGACAAGAUUAAUUGUUAUCCUCUGUAGUUUGACUUCAUAUCAAACAGAUAACAUGUCAAAUAUGUUUGUUGAAAUUAAGUAA
Tetrapisispora phaffii CBS 4417 is the source of this 5025-nucleotide messenger RNA. RefSeq names its product Nup192p (gene NUP192). Gene Ontology annotation, biological process: nuclear pore organization. The transcript has a single exon. Gene Ontology annotation, molecular function: structural constituent of nuclear pore. Gene Ontology annotation, cellular component: nuclear pore inner ring; nuclear pore. The record is from RefSeq and is a predicted model, not a curated record. Bases 1 to 5025 code for a protein of 1674 amino acids. Lineage: Eukaryota; Fungi; Ascomycota; Saccharomycetes; Saccharomycetales; Saccharomycetaceae.